AUGGCUCAUUUCUGCUGGUACAAAUAUGACAUCACACAGAAUCAGACAUGUGCUCAUGCUGUGUUCAUCCUCGCUCUGGCCGUCGUGGCCUGCGCAGAAGAGAAGAAGGAAGACCAGAAGAGCGCUGUUCCUGCUGAGAAGAAGCAGGACAAACGUGGAAUCUACGGUUUGGGAUAUGGUGCCGCCCCCGCACUGAGUUAUGCUGCCCCCGCACUCGCCGCCCCUGCUCUGAGUUAUGCCGCUCCAGCACUGAGUUAUGCCGCCCCCGCACUUGCUGCCCCUGCACUUAGCUAUGCCGCCCCCGCCUUUGCUCACGCUCCAGCUAUCAGUUAUGCAGCCCCAGCUCUCGCUGCUCCCGCACUGAAAUUUGCCGCCCCCGCUCUUGCCGCUCCCGCACUGAGCUAUGCCGCUCAUGCUCCCGCUGCUAUUAGCUAUGCAGCCCCCGCAAUUGCAGCCUCGCCUGCUCUUAGCUACCACCCCGCCCCAGUCGCCAGGGUUGCCUAUGCCGCCCCAGCCAUAGCUAAGGUUGCCGCCCCCGUUGCAUAUGCUGCCCCAGCCUUUAGUAAGUUGGCGGCCCCUGCUUUGAGUCUCCCUGCCGCCUACGGUGGACUCAGUUACCUUCACUAAGUCAUCACUCAGAAAUCCUCUACACGAACAACUUACCUCAUUGGUCAAGCGACCCGAUUUCAACGGAUCAGUUGUUUUCUUCAGGCGUUAUUUCUGUUUAUUGAAAAUAUUAGUUUUAAUUAUUUCUUUUUUCUCAGGAUCAUUCAUAUAUUUAUUGAAAUCAGAUCAUUUAUUUUCUGAU
This is a messenger RNA of Cryptotermes secundus, 808 nucleotides long. Its product is annotated as cuticle protein 16.5. The record is from RefSeq and is a predicted model, not a curated record. Lineage: Eukaryota; Metazoa; Arthropoda; Insecta; Blattodea; Kalotermitidae. Bases 1 to 627 code for a protein of 208 amino acids. The transcript has 5 exons.